AUGGCGUUUCACUCGGGCACCAGUGCCUCCGCGGUGGUGUCGACGACGGCCGUGUUAGCGAUGCUAGCCGUCGUCCUCUGCUCUUCUCCGGUCGGAGCCAACGAGGACUGCCUUUGGUACGUGGACAAAAAUGGCACAUGGCACAACGGCUUCGACUGUCCACUCAUCACCUUCUGCUGCGGCAACUGUCAACGACGCUACUGCUGCCUGGACGCCUUCAAAAUGAUCACGGAGCGUGAGCAGAAGCGCUGCAUGCUCUUCCAGUUCAGUCCGACAACAUUAGCCGGCAUCGCCUCGUCCAUCCUGCUUUUCGUUGCCAUCAUCGCCACCAUGGUGUGCUGCUUCAUGUGUUCCUGUUGUUAUCUCUACCAGAGGAGGUUGCAGAGGGGCAGGACUCCUUACGACACCCAGCAAAUCCCGAUGGCAAGUUACCCAGUGGAACCGUUGUAUGAUGCCUAUGGGAAACCGCUAGGGCCGUCUGAGUAUCCAAAUGCGGGCUACCCAAUGGUGCCUCAGUACCCGGGCAUGCCCUCGCAGUAUCCCAUGAUGCAACCAGGGCAUUACCCGCCUCCACAUAUGGAUGCUGCUUAUAGCCAAGCUCCUCCUCCAUACUCUCCUCCGCAGUAUCCUGGUCACUGA
This is a messenger RNA of Nerophis lumbriciformis (worm pipefish), 639 nucleotides long. NCBI's taxonomy places the organism in Eukaryota, Metazoa, Chordata, Actinopteri, Syngnathiformes, Syngnathidae. The record is from RefSeq and is a predicted model, not a curated record.